AUGCCUACCAUCACACUUUCUUGGACGGAUCUGGCGCUUUUUGCGCUGACCGCUGGUCUGAUCGGCGGUAUCGUCCUCAUCGGUCGCUCGAACUCCAACGUGACGACUGCCUCCAACCAGAAGAAAGGCACUGCUGCAUCGAAGAAGAAAAAGAAGGCUAAAAAAGGAGAGCCCAUUUCCAGCCCCCCUCCGCCCUCGUCUUCAGUGAAGCGUCAGCAGAAUCCAGCACAUUCUCCUUCGGUGAAGCUAGAGGACAGUCCAGCGCAGUCUUCACCACCUGCACAGUCGAUCACUCCACCUGAAAAUCAUACGGACUCUUCACCUGUCGUCCAAUCCCAAACGGUUGAAGCUAAGCGAGUUUCCGCCCCCCCUGCUCAAUCUCAGACAUCCCAAAAGAAGAAGGCCGGUAAAAAACCAACAGAGACCAUCAACGAUCAAGAUUUCCCUCCGCUCGCCACGGGAAAAGAUGAAAGUAACAAUAAAACAAACUCAAACAAACCGAAGCGGCCAUUCGCCGAAAGGCAUCAACAACCCGUCCGGAAGACUAUUGUGGAUGAUAUGAUCGACGAGGAUGUCCAGAAGCCACUCAAGAUGGCCAGGGUCAUGAACAUCGUCAACCCAGAGCCAAAAACUCCAUUAUCGCCUGCAAGUGAACCAGACGAUGGAUGGGAAAAAGUUCCCGAUUCAAAACGGUCGCGUACAAAUGGAAUUACAAUCUCGAUCGGCACCGGAUCCUCUGCUCAACCGGCCUCAAAACCUAAGCCGGUGUCUGAACAAGCAACAUCCAAGCGUCAACGCCAGAAUGCUAAAAAGAAGGAGGCCGCAAAAGCCCUUAAAGCAGCCGAAGAAGCCGAACGGCUCAGCCACCUCUCUGCUCAUAAGCGAGAACAGGAGCGUAUGCGAAUGAAUGCCCAGACUCGCUCACCUCAACCGAGUUCCAUCAAACCUGCUGGCAAAAAGGUCGCCACAGCAUCGGUGGCUGAAGAUGGUAAAUCCUUCGAUCUUUCUGUCUGA
Molecule: messenger RNA, 1014 nt
Organism: Puccinia triticina
Lineage: Eukaryota; Fungi; Basidiomycota; Pucciniomycetes; Pucciniales; Pucciniaceae
Exons: 3
Coding region: 1-1014 (337 amino acids)
Source: RefSeq, a predicted model, not a curated record